AUGCUCACACCACUCGAAGUCCUGCGCGCCUCAGUCGAGGCGCAUAAUGACACCUUCGAGGCUUUACUAAAUUUGAUACCCGCCAAGCACUACCUGCCCAAAGACGAUCAUGAUGCAGACGGCAAUGUUUCGUCCAAGUAUCAAAAACAUAGCAAAAACAAGAAGGCGUCCAAACAAGCUGCGAAGGAAGCAUCAAAAAAGGCUCGCAGGGAUAAGCUGGACCCUGCCAACCGAAAGUCAGUCAUCGACCUUCAGAAUGAAGCUGCUCUUAAGGGGAAGGGGAAAGCUACGGUACCUGGGUCCGAUUCUGAUGCCAACGAUGAAGCUAUGCAAGUGGAUGACGUGGAUCUCAUCGAUACCGCUGUGACCGCCCCACUCGACACCAUAGUACCCAUGGCUCAACCAGAGAGCAUCGCUGCCCUCCGAGAGAAAUUACAUUUGCGCAUGGCAGCUCUCCGACGUGGUGGACAAGGUGGUGGAGAACCAGGAGAUAAAGACGAGCUUUUGGAGCAAAGGAGAAAGCAACGCGCCGCGCUUCGUGAAAAAAGACGAAAAGAGACAAAAGAAAGGCGCAAGGCAGAGGUUGAAGGCAAAAAAGUGAGCAAGAAGGAAGUGACGAAGGGUGUUCCUGUCAAGAAUCAGCUACUUGUUCCGCACUUUCCAGUCGCUUCAAAAGAAAUUGCGGCAUCUGGUCGUUCCGAUGGUCCAUUGACCAAUGUAUCAUUUUCUGUGGUGGCUGGGAGUUCGAGCAAAAAGGCUGCAUCGCUCAAGACGUCUUCCAAUCCUCAUCAGGCCUUGUCCCAGCUCGCUUCGCGGAGGGAAAAAUUGGACUCAAUGCCGGAGGACAAACGCAAGACUGUAGAAGAUAAGAGUCGUUGGGCAAAAGCGGAGGCGCGUGUUGAAGGCGUCAAGGUCAAGGACGAUGAAGCGCGCCUCAAGAAAGCAAUCAAACGGAAAGAAAAGGAGAAAGCGAAGAGCAAGAAGUCCUGGGAGGAGAGGAAAGACCAAGUCGUAGCGUCCAUGGCUGCAAAGCAGAAGAAACGCUCAGAUAACAUCGCGAUGCGAAACGAGCGACGGAAUGAUAAAAGAAAGUCCUCGUCGUCAAAGGGGGCAACUAAAGCUCGACCUGGUUUUGAGGGCAAGGCUUUCCAUAAGGGUAAAGGGAAAGCUACGGGCAAGCACAAAUAG
This is a messenger RNA of Suillus bovinus, 1188 nucleotides long. Its product is annotated as surfeit locus protein 6-domain-containing protein. Gene Ontology annotation, biological process: ribosomal small subunit biogenesis; ribosomal large subunit biogenesis. NCBI's taxonomy places the organism in Eukaryota, Fungi, Basidiomycota, Agaricomycetes, Boletales, Suillaceae. The record is from RefSeq and is a predicted model, not a curated record. The transcript is spliced from 5 exons. Gene Ontology annotation, molecular function: DNA binding; RNA binding. Gene Ontology annotation, cellular component: nucleolus. Bases 1 to 1188 code for a protein of 395 amino acids.